Messenger RNA from Rattus rattus (black rat), 5903 nucleotides. It is a transcript of the gene Dcbld2, whose product is annotated as discoidin, CUB and LCCL domain containing 2. The record is from RefSeq and is a predicted model, not a curated record. NCBI's taxonomy places the organism in Eukaryota, Metazoa, Chordata, Mammalia, Rodentia, Muridae. Bases 258 to 2567 code for a protein of 769 amino acids. The transcript has 16 exons.
CCUGCGGGAGAGCCGGUCGGGCUACGAGCGGGGCGGGAGCGCGUCUCAGCUCGUUCCCGGUGCUACCCUCCGGUCCGCCGUGCUCUGGCCUGGGGUCUCGGGACGGGAAGCUCGGCGAAGGAAAGCGAGUGUGGGGAGCAGGGCGGAGGGGUCGAGGCGCGCUGCGCUGCCUCCUGGUCCUCGCCGGGUGCUGCGGGCCCCGGGCGCGCGGGGCUCCGCGGCGCGCGCACUAUGCGGGCGGAUUGCCGGCCGCCGGGAUGGCGAGCCGGGCGCCGCUGAGAGCCGCGCGCAGCCCGCAGGAUCCCCGAGGCCCGGCCGCGCCCGCCGCCACCGGCCGGGCCCCGCUGCCCAGCGCCGGCUGCUGUCCCCUCCCUCCUGGCCGCAACUCCUCCUCCAGGCCUCGGCUGCUCCUUCUACUGCUCCUACUGCUCCCGGACGCUGGAGCCCAGAAAGGUGAUGGAUGUGGACACACUGUUCUAGGCCCUGAGAGUGGAACCCUUACAUCCAUCAACUACCCACAUACCUAUCCUAACAGUACUGUGUGUAAAUGGGAGAUUCGAGUAAAGACCGGAGAAAGAAUUCGCAUCAAGUUCGGUGACUUUGACAUUGAAGAUUCUGAUUAUUGUCACCUUAAUUACCUGAAAAUCUUUAAUGGAAUUGGAGUCAGCAGAACGGAAAUAGGCAAGUACUGUGGUCUGGGUUUACAAAUGAAUCAGUCAAUUGAGUCCAAAGGCAGCGAAAUCACAGUGCUGUUCAUGAGUGGAAUCCAUGCUUCUGGACGAGGAUUUUUGGCUUCUUACUCAGUUAUAGAUAAACAAGAUUUAAUCACUUGUUUGGAUACUGUAUCUAAUUUUUUGGAACCUGAGUUCAGUAAGUACUGCCCAGCUGGCUGCCUGCUGCCUUUUGCUGAAAUAUCUGGAACGAUUCCUCAUGGAUAUAGAGAUUCUUCACCGCUGUGUAUGGCUGGAAUCCAUGCAGGAGUAGUGUCAGAUGUGCUGGGUGGCCAAAUCAGCGUUGUGAUUAGCAAAGGCACCCCGUACUACGAAAGUUCUUUGGCCAACAAUGUCACUUCCAUGGUGGGAUACUUAUCUGCGAGUCUGUUUACAUUUAAGACAAGUGGUUGCUAUGGGACUCUAGGGCUGGAGUCCGGUGUGAUCGCCGAUCCCCAGAUAACAGCAUCAUCUGUACUGGAGUGGACUGACCACAUGGGGCAGGAGAACAGCUGGAAACCCGAGAAGGCCAGGCUGAGAAAACCGGGGCCUCCCUGGGCUGCUUUUGCCACUGAUGAGCAUCAGUGGCUGCAAAUUGACCUUAAUAAGGAGAAGAAGAUAACAGGCAUCGUAACCACUGGAUCUACCCUGGUAGAGCACAAUUACUAUGUGUCUGCCUACAGAGUUCUGUACAGUGACGAUGGGCAGAAAUGGACUGUGUACAGAGAACCUGGUGUGGCUCAGGACAAGAUAUUUCAAGGAAACAAAGAUUAUCACAAGGAUGUUCGUAAUAACUUUUUGCCACCAAUUAUUGCACGUUUCAUUAGAGUGAACCCUGUCCAGUGGCAACAGAAAAUUGCCAUGAAAGUGGAACUGCUGGGAUGUCAGUUCACUCUGAAAGGUCGCCUUCCAAAGCUUACUCAGCCUCCCCCACCUCGGAACAGCAAUAACCUCAAAAACACUACAGUUCAUCCCAAACUAGGUCGUGCCCCUAAAUUUACUCAAGCACUCCAACCACGAAGUAGGAAUGACCUUCCUCUGCUGCCGGCACAGACAACUGCCACUCCUGACGUAAAAAACACGACUGUGACUCCCAGUGUAACCAAAGAUGUUGCACUGGCCGCUGUUCUGGUUCCUGUGCUGGUCAUGGCCCUCACCACACUCAUCCUCAUUCUAGUGUGUGCUUGGCAUUGGAGAAACAGAAAGAAAAAAGCCGAAGGCACCUAUGAUUUACCCCACUGGGAUCGGGCAGGCUGGUGGAAGGGAGUGAAGCAGCUUCUCCCUGCCAAAUCGGUGGAACACGAGGAGACGCCAGUGCGCUACAGCAACAGUGAAGUUAGUCACCUGAGCCCGAGGGAAGUCACGACAGUGCUGCAAGCUGAUUCUGCAGAAUACGCACAGCCCCUCGUGGGAGGAAUUGUUGGCACACUCCAUCAGAGAUCUACCUUUAAACCUGAAGAAGGAAAAGAAGCGAGCUACGCAGAUCUGGACCCCUACAACUCUCCAGUACAGGAAGUGUAUCAUGCCUAUGCUGAGCCACUGCCGGUAACAGGGCCUGAGUACGCAACCCCAAUCGUCAUGGACAUGUCAGGGCACCCCACAGCCUCAGUUGGUCUGCCCUCCACAUCCACUUUCAGAACUGCAGGGAACCAGCCUCCCGCAUUAGUGGGAACUUACAACACUCUUCUCUCCAGGACUGACAGCUGUUCCUCGGGCCAGGCUCAGUAUGACACCCCAAAAGGUGGGAAGCCAGCAGCUGCCCCAGAGGAACUGGUGUACCAGGUGCCGCAGAGCGCCCAGGAAGCAUCAGGAGCAGGAAGGGAUGAGAAAUUUGAUGCUCUUAAAGAAAUCCUUUGACGGUGGUGCUGCUUUUUACAAAGCAUCCAUUUAAAAGCACAUGGCUUUUUAAUUCUUAGUGGUAGUAAUAGUAGAAUGUAUUACGUAUCUGUCACUAAAGUGGUUAGGGGAUGUGGUGACCGAGGUACAAGAAACUACUUGCCUUGCCAUCUUGCUUUAAAGGUGUUCCUAUGUGGCACAGUUACUGCUUGCCUGUUACAUUUGAAACAUCCUGUUUGUUACUACUGUAAAACACUAUUUUUAAUACAGAAAAAGCUCCCUAUAAUGCACUUCAAAGAAACUGAAAAUCACUGAGUAUUUAUUACCAAUGCUGCAGGUACAUUAAUGAACUUGAGAUGGUUCUGUAGGCCUUGCUGGCAAUAAUGCAUGGUACUGUUCUUGAAAUAUUGAAUGGCUUGAAAUUCUCCCCUUGUGAAGGUGGGUACUAUCAUGCUUUCCUUCUCCUCUAAUCCUGUAUCACUGUCUGCAUUCUUUGUUUUCCCCUCACAGCCAUCAGUGAUUGAUAAGCAUUGUUCUAGCUGUAGCCAUGUGCACAUCUUUGUAUUUCCCUAGGAAGGGGCACAGUUAGAACAGCCUGCCUUGCAGUGAGCUGGGCGGCCGGCUUCUUGUUUGAUGACACUCUUAACAGUAUCAACUCCUCAUGGUACAGGAGGACAUGGUCUCACCUCUGCUCAUCCCAUCCUGGACCCCUUGCUCCAACCUGUGUUGAUAAGUGCUAGUGGCCUCCUUUUCAGUAAGCCGUCACAGGAAGCCAGUCCUUUCUGUCUUUAAGUGGACUUUUCCACUCGGAAAUGGGAGAGAAGCUCCCCACAAUUUAGAAAAGCUACAGAGGGAAUCCUCUGCAUCACUAAAGUAAUAUGCAAAUUACUUUAGGGAAGAAAUUAAAGGGAGAGUAAAAUUUAACCUUUUCUUUAUUUACACAAACAAACCCAAAAAUUUGCAAAUUUUCUGUGGAUCCCAAGGUAUUUUAUAAUUUUAGUCAAAUAUUUUUUAAUUUCAAUUUUCUUCAGUAAACCGUUGUAAGAAAAGGCAAACCAACAUGAGCCAGGUCUGAUGGUUCAAGCCUGAAAUCCCAAGUAGCUGGGAGGCUGACACAAGAGGACCCCAAGGUCAGUGCUUUAUAAUCUACAGUGUGCGUUCAGAUUAGCCUAGGCCACUCAUAAAAUAAGGGGUGAGGCUCUGUCUCAGUGGUCUAUUGCUCGAGUACAGCAUGCGUGAGGCCAGAGGUUCAAUCCGCUCUACUACAAAAAGGGCAGCAUGUGUUCUCCGGGUCUGUGUGGUUCUGCCUCCUGUCUGGGAAGAGGCUUAAGUGGUCCUUUGUGUCAGACCUGGUUGACAGAGAUGCUGUAGCAUCAGAAUUGUGCGCCAUCCUCCCCAGCAAUGUACCUGUCAGUGCUUGAGCACAGCCUGCCCUGCACUCACUUGAGGGACGGUAAGUUAGACAUUGUAGUGGAUUAGCCUGUAGGCUGGGAACGUAACUGAAGCAGCACAUCACAUGAAAACACAAACUCUAUCCCUCUCCACAAAUGUGCCUGUAGAUUUAGAGUACACAUGGCCGUCAGCUCUAGGUGGUUUCUCAGCUCGUUAGACCUCCAUCCAGGUUCUAGAACUGCCAAACCACUGGAUUCGGAGAGUGGUAAACUAUGUAUUGACGAUGCUUCCUCCUGAAAGUACAUCAGUGUUUCAAAAGUUGCUCAGAAACUAUUUCUGCAGGCUCCCUGCUACCUCCUCGGAUGACUUUUGUUGCUUUUAUUGAAUUUGCCUUUUUUUUUUUUUUUUUUUUUUUUGCAGAGUUUGAGACAAAUCUCUCUUGUUGAAGUAUCAGUGUACAUUUUGUUUCGAAGUCAUGAAGCAAAAAAGCACAGAUGUUGAACUUGUACAAAAACAUUUAAGAAUGUGUAGGGCACAUGAUGCAGUUGUCCCCUUUCAGGUGGGAACACAGUAAACCAUUUGCUGUUUCAUUUUUAUUCACGCUCAGAAGGCAGAGUGGACUUUUCUUUAAGACACAUACCCGUUGGAAGCUUUAAGAGACUCUUGAAGUCAUUUUCCCAAAGAAGCCUGCUAUUUUGUCUAACUGUGUCCCAGAACUGAGUAAGAACAAGGUGAGGCCAUGUUUGCUGAUGUGAUGCACAUUGUGAGACUUGACUCCUAUUGCCACUGUGCUCCCCUUGAACUCUACCAAUGGUUUCCAGAAAAUACUUGUUAUGUGUUUUUCCUUUGCAGAUAGAGCUGAGCCUGAUUCAAAUGAUUUUUUUUUUCUGGUUUUGUACUUUUUCUUUAGCUUUUGUAUUAUAGAUUAUCUUCAGUUCUUAGUCACUUACAUGUCUGGUAAAUCUUUGGAAGACAAUCAAGUAAAAUGUGAAAGUCCACUUUUGACCAAACCCCUUGGUUAUAUUGUUUUGCUUUAAUUCUUUGCUUGAAAAAUAUUCAAUACUUAAGUCACUGUGGCUUACUGGGUUUUUCUUUUCCUGAUAACACGAUUGACUAUAGAAAUAGAGAGACGGCAGUGUGGCAAGGACAGCCUUCGGAGGUUUCAGAAAAUUACACUAACUUGGCUGUCACUUGAUCCUUGGAACCAGCACAGAGAGUGUGAAUUCUGGUUGGCAUCUUUAUGAGAUGCUGUUUGUACAUCACAGUAUUCCUGUUGAGGGUAACAGGACUAGCCCAGUUAUUUUAUUCAUGUUUCACUGUUUGCACUUUCCAUUGAACAAUGUGUUGAUUCACGUAGAGAACGUAUAUAGUCCUUACGGUUACUGUGUGUUCUAUGUGUCUGCUUCUUCUCCCCCUGCCCUAGGGCGGGAGCAUUAAGUGGUUGUAGCCACAAAGCUGUGGCAAGGAAAAGUCAGAGCUUCCAUGCCUUGGCUCUAUUGUCACCUGAAGAGCAGCAAAGGGGAGGGGAAAAACAAGGCAGACAAGACCACUAGAGAGAACCCAGAGAUUAUGGGGGCACUGGAGGUUCCAGAUCCUCCAUGGAGAACUGACAGGGCUCUGUAAAAAGAAGUCGUUAAUUCUGUUGGGUUGAACUUGAAAGUCCUCGAACUGCAAAAAUCUAGGGAGUUGGAUGGUUAUAGGGUAUCUAGGUUAACUGUGGCACCAAUCUCAAUUAGACCAAUUUGUGUGUAGUCUCUCUCAUUUUUGGCACUGGGAAUGGUGAAAAUAAAAUGUAUUGAAAUACAGAAGUGAAAAUAGCUCGAGUGUCAGUGAUAUUCUCCCAGAAUGUAUUUUUCUUACCUCGGCAUGUACUGUAGUCACUUGAUAUUUGUAUAUGUUGCUAGAAUUUAGGCUGUUGAAAUAGUGAGAUUCUAAUGUGUUUUUAAUAAAUUAUAUAUAUAUAUA